Cyanistes caeruleus (blue tit) is the source of this 4851-nucleotide messenger RNA. The record is from RefSeq and is a predicted model, not a curated record. NCBI's taxonomy places the organism in Eukaryota, Metazoa, Chordata, Aves, Passeriformes, Paridae.
AUUAAAGGUAGUUAAUAUUGAGUGAGCCAUUCUGGAAACAUACGCAUGAACGAAAUAAAAAAACAACAAUCAACCAACCAAACUGUAAACAAAUAUAUUAAACCUAAUACUCAUAAUAAAAUAGCAACUUAUUCACAGUUCUAGACAAGAACAGACAUUUUGGCCAAUAUAUUCUAACUAAACUCAUAUUUCAGUAAUAAACUACUCAAAACUUCAGAUAUGUACAUUCUUGAUUUUGCAGGAAGUUAAUAAUGCAGAAAAAUGGCAGAAAAAAGGCCAUCUAUAUUUUAACAUCAAAUGGCUUGGUUAAUAUCAAGCCAUUUAUUAUCAAUAUUAAGGUAAGCAAGUGACUUUUUCUCACAGUUUCUUGCUGUAACACAGAAGACACCAUUUGAGGGUUGGGCCAAGGUAGGUCUUUUGGAGGGGAAAGAUUUGAAAAAGGAAGUUCUACCUUCUCAGGGUGUUUUGAUGACUUCUGUAAUGACAGACAAUCCAGAAUUUACUGUUUCCUUAGGACUUACCGUCUCUCGCACUAGGUUAGAAUUUGCUGCCUAUUUGCUUACCUAUGUUCUGCUGUCCCCUGUAGAGUGUAUGGAUGAGUUUUUCCUGCAUGAGGGGAAGUGUGUUCAGGAAUGCCCUUCACACUUCUACCCUGAAGACAAGCACUGCUUUCCCUGCCACGCUGACUGCAAGGACUGCAACGGGCCGGAUUCUGAUGACUGCACAGCAUGCACUUUCAGCUUGUUUGUCCUCUACAAUGGCAUGUGUUUUGAAGAGUGCCCUGAGGGGAGUUACUAUGAAGAAGCCACCAAAGACUGCCAAGCAUGCAACAGGACAUGCCAGACUUGUUCUUCCACUGUCUGCCUAACUUGCAGAAAUGGAUGGAUAUUGAACCAUGAUGGGCACUGUGUGUUAUCUGGAUACUGUUCUCCCACUGAGUACUACAUUGAGGAAAUUCAGACCUGCAAAUCUUGCCACAAGAAAUGCUUCCACUGCUCAGGACCCACUGAACAUCAGUGUCUUAGCUGUGUAAAUAACCGAUACCUUCUCAACAGAACCUGUGUUGAAACAUGCCCAGAUGGAUAUUAUGCUGACAGCACGGAGAGGCAAUGUUUUGCAUGCCACAGCACCUGUGACACUUGCACUGGAAAACACAGCUCACAGUGCCUUUCCUGUAAAUUGGGUUGGUACAGACAGGGAAAAGGAUGUGUAACCCAAUGUCCAGCAGGGUAUUUCGCACAAAAUUCCACUGGAUCAUGCGAGAGAUGCCACAAGAGCUGUAAGGAGUGUAUAGGGCCUCGACCCACAGACUGUCUUUCCUGUAACACGUAUUUCUACCUGUUGCAUUCCACAAAUGAAUGUGUUAGCUCUUGUCCUCAGUACUACUAUGAAAACAAGGACAACAACGUCUGUGAGAGAUGCCACUCUUCCUGUUUAACUUGUGAAGGGAAGGGAGCAUUCAGCUGCACAUCUUGUGUAUGGAGCUACAGUUUAUUAAAUGGAAUGUGCAACUCAGACUGUUUUGUAGGUGAAUACAAAGUCCAGGAGACACCAGGACAAAAGGAGAACAAACCCAAGUGUGAGAGAUGCGACAGCUCGUGCACUGAGUGUAAGGGACCUGGUCCUCUCAACUGCACAGUCUGCCCAGCCAGCAUGCAGCUCUUCCUGGAGGAAAGCCGCUGCCUGCCCUGCUGCAGUGACACUGACCCAGCAGAAACCCCAGAGUGUUGUGACUGCAGUGAAACACAAGAUGACUGUGUAUUACAGAAAACUCUACGCCCCGAGCAAAAAAGCAAAACUACUUUCUUUGUUAUCACUUGCAUUUUGCUUUUGCUUGUCAUCGGAGCCACUGUACUCAUCUGGAGAAAGGCAAAAACGAAAACCCAGCCUGUCAGUAAAGGACGGUACGAGAAGCUGACAAAUCACUCCAAAACCUUUCCUUCCUCUGCAAGCAACUACGACAAGAAUCCCAGCUACCAGGAGGAUCAAGUGAUUGAAUACAGAGAUCGAGAUUAUGAAGAUGAUGAUGACGAAGAUGACAUUGUAUACAUGGGCAAGGAUGGCACAAUUUAUCACAAAUUUAAAUAUGGACUUCUGGAGGAUGAUGAGGAAGAUGAGCUAGAAUAUGAUGAUGAAAGUUACUCAUUUAGAUAAUUUUUACUAAUUAGCCCUACUCUACUGCUUCUCCUAUGAAAGUAUAGCUAUUUAGUUAAUGUGUUUAGUUACUUGAUAGCAACCUGACCUCCACAAGUUUUGCUAUUAUUUAUUGUAAAAGAAGAAUAAUUUCUAGAAACUUAUUUCCUAAAUAAAUAUUUUCUAGGCUUUUAAGUAGCACUUCAGAUAUAAUCUGGUUAAGAGACCAAAUUUCUAUGCAUUUGUGUGGAGAAUAAUCCUUUCCCAAUACGUAUUUGUGUAACUAACACAAACUUUUCUUCAAACCAUUUUGGAGAACCCUGCCAACCACUACUAGUAAUGUGAUAAGCAAGAUGGUUGUAUCUAAUUGAUUAAUGCCACGGGAGAGGGUGCCAGUAGUUCGCUAAUUUGUGAUUAGAGUUACACAGCAAUUCAUAGCAGAAUAGGCAACUUGGAGGAAUUUAUUUAGAUUUUCUUCAUAAUCACCUGGCAUUCCCUGAAACAAACACAUUCAACUUCAUAAUCAUUACAGCAUAAUUUCCUGUGAAUUCCUGUAUCUAUGACAUGAUAUUUUAGGACUUAGGAUUGUGACUACUUCUCAUAACUGUAUUAUAUUCACAGUUUAUAUGAAAUAGAACAAAAAUAUUUUAUAUAUCAGCCUCUGAUUAAUCUUUAUGCAGUGUUUGUCAAAAAUUCUUGCGUUUUACAGAUUAAUUUCUCAGUUUACAACGAAGGGCAAUACUGUCUAUAAGCAUGUCACAUAGACACCCAUCCUGCAUCAUCAGCAGGUGGUGUUUAUAUUGUAAAUGGCUCAGGAUGCUCAGACAAUGGCAAAGGGGAUAUUUGCACUUUUCUGGUAAUUUUUAUUACUAUUACAGAAAUAAAAAUUUAUAAUUCUAAAGAAAAGCAUGGCCAUUUUUUGUGAAGAAUGAAUUCUUUAUCCAUCUUAGAUAUGUUGUUAUUCACUACAUUUCAUUAAAUCUCAGAGUUUCUCUAUGUUUCCAGUAAGGAUCUGCUCUAUACACAAUAAGGUUGUAUAUAUAAAUUCAGUAUUUACAGGGAAUUGUGUAUAGAUACCAGCUUUUCAUGGUUCAGUGCCUCAGAGGAAUUUUCUGUAUUACAUAUGCCUAAAGACCUCAGGAUAAUUCCACGGGUAAGAUUAAAGAUGUUUUAUGGAGAGGCCUAUUGCUUCCAAUUUAAUUUUAACCUUCUAGUCAUUGCACCUUCAGUAUGAGAGAGGAAUUAAAACUAAUGUGACUUCACAAAAGCUGAAACAAGUACCUAAGUAUAUCAAAAGCUGUAAAGCAACAUUUGACAGCAAGGUACUUCAGAAAGAUACAUGUUAUCUUUCACUUCUCAUUCAGAAACUAUUCCUCAAGAGUAACAGAUAUUAAAACUUUUCUAAAUACCACACUAGCAAGUGCCACCUUCUGCUUUAAUAAUUUCUCUUUCAUCUUUCUACUUUGUGUUUUCGGAGGAUACAUAUUUCAUAUUACAAUCAGACAGCAAGCCAUGUGACCCAGCAAAAGAAUUAUUUUAUGUGGUCUCCUGAACAACAACAAGCUCUGCCCUGUGAGCUGGCACAUUCCUGGGGUUUUCUGGGUUUUCAAUAAGCCUGUUCCCAUGCACUGGGCUUCUCUGGACAGUCUGUGGCAAAAGAUGUGGUUGCCAGUUUUUUUCCCUAUUUGUUUUUCCAUUCCAGAGAGUAUCACAAAUGGCACUUUUGUAACCCUAACAUUAAUGAGUCAUAAGAGCUUAUCUCUUCAAAGAAAGCACUGUUCACAGAAUUGACAAAAUACAGUUUUCCCUAUAUUUUAAACAUUCAGUCAUUAAAAAGCACACACACAAAACACAUCCAGUUCACCAUCAUUUUAUUUUACUCCAUUUUACUCCAUUUUGCACAAUGCAUUCUGUCCAGACCUCUAGAAAGUGAGGAAAUUUCUUCAUUUUUUCUCUUGAACAAACUUUAAUAUGCAUAUAAAUACCUCCUCUAAUUAUGCAGCCCAUUUAUUUUAAGUAAUUUCAACCAUACCUGAACUCAUUUUAAUAAGUAUUAUAAUGAUAUGUGCUACAGGGUUUCAAGAUUGAACUCUGCACGGUAAGUUGCUUAUGAAAUGAGUGUGUAGCCAUCAGAAAUUUUGUGUUUAUUUUUACUGGCUUACUGCUACUACUGAGCAUUUAAUAACAGAUUACAGAAAACAUUUUAUGUAUGAAGUAUAACAUCAUUGUGAACUGGUACUACAGCAGCAAUGAUGGUGACCAAGAAUUAGCAAACCUAAGCACUGCUGUAAUUACAUGUUCCCUUACGUGGAAGAGUUGUUACCUAAAUCUCAACCUUCUUCCAAAACUACUUUUUUUGUCAGGUCACUGGAAAAAUGGGAAAUAGUAUUUUUCUGUUAACUUCCUGCAAGCUUCAAUUGUGUCGCUUCUGUGUACAUUUUAGUUUUCAGUUCUCCACUCACUGAUGUGCAUUUACUUACAGAAUCAAACUGCAUUCAAGCAAUUUUUAAUUUAUGUUAUGCAAAUCACACUAUCAUUUUUCAGAGAACUGCUCUACUCAUAGGUUUGGCAAGAGGGUUUUUGUUUGUUUGUGUUGUUGUUGCUUUUGCAGUGGGAUUUUUUUGUUGCUUUUUUUUUCCAAUUUAUGAUGAUGACCAGAGAUCAGAUUCUUCUUCACUUGUACACAUGUUCAAUUAGGAGCCUGUGAAUAUUAUGGAA